AUGAUUGUCUUGGACGUUGAGUCAACCCCCAACGCCAACGCCAACACCACACCAACACCAAUACCAACCCCCAAUUCCAUCCGAAAGGCGGCAAUGAACUGUGAGAGAGCGAAUGAUUUGGAACUCUCAUCACUGUGGAUCCGGCGAGUGACACACUCUUUCAUCGCGCCACAGGAUGCCUCACAGAUGCCCGAUGAUGACGGAGAAUACAAGCCCUGA
Molecule: messenger RNA, 219 nt
Organism: Penicillium brevicompactum
Lineage: Eukaryota; Fungi; Ascomycota; Eurotiomycetes; Eurotiales; Aspergillaceae
Exons: 1
Coding region: 1-219 (72 amino acids)
Source: RefSeq, a predicted model, not a curated record